AUGACUACUAAAUCGUGUCACUCGCCAUACACCCCUGCGACGAGAACUGCUCACGCAGCCAGUUACGUAGAUUUAGAUGGCAUCGAGUUUAAUGGAUGUAAUCUCCAUGUAAUGUAUGAUUUUUUAGGAUUCAAUGUCGAGACUGUAGACUAUCGCAACUUGUCCUUCGCAGUGUGGGACGCUGGUGGCCAGCAAAAGAUUCGGCCAUUGUGGAAGUAUUAUCUGAAUAGUAGUAAGGUAAUUUUCACAUUAGUUCCUCUCAAUGUCUGA
Molecule: messenger RNA, 270 nt
Organism: Strongylus vulgaris
Lineage: Eukaryota; Metazoa; Nematoda; Chromadorea; Rhabditida; Strongylidae
Source: the annotation of a GenBank genome assembly